CUCCGACUCUGGCGCUGACGCAAGAUAUCUGCCGUGGAGAAGCCGUCAAAAAACAAAAAGUAACCAGGUUCUAGUCACCGGUCAACUCGCAAACAUGUCCGGAGAUGAGAUGAUUUUUGAUCCCAACAUGACCAAGAAAAAGAAGAAGAAGAAGAAGCCCUUCAUGCUGGACGAGGAAGGAGGAGAUGGGAUUGCAGGAGAAGAGGUGAGAGAGGUAGAGGUGAAGGAGGCAGAACCAGAGGCUGGCGACGACAAGGACCUGGACAUGGAUGAAGAUGACAGCAGAAAGAAAGAAACGUCUGACGAUUUGAAUGACCUGAACUUCUUCAACCAGAAGAAAAAGAAAAAGAAACCCAAAAAGGUGUUUGACAAUGAAAUUGAGGAGGGGAUGAAAGAGCUUAAAAUUGAGGGAGAACAAAGUGAUGUUCUUGAAGAGGACAACCUGGACCUGAUGCUUCCUGCCAAGAAGAAGAAGGCCAAAAAAGUUGAUUUUGAUGAAGGCGAACCUCUUGAGAAGGAUGACGCAGUGGAGGAUGAUGAGGGGAAAAACAAUGAUGGCAUUUCAUUCAGCUCCACCACAGGACCGGCGUGGGCUGGCUCUGAAAGAGACUACACAUAUGAUGAGCUCCUGAACAGAGUUUUUAACAUCAUGAGGGAAAAAAACCCGGACAUGGUGGCGGGAGAGAAGAGGAAAUUUGUGAUGAAACCCCCUCAGGUGGUGCGAGUGGGAACCAAAAAGACCUCCUUUGUCAACUUCACAGAUAUCUGCAAAUUGUUACAUCGUCAGCCCAAACAUCUCCUCGCUUUCCUAUUGGCUGAGCUCGGAACAAGCGGUUCCAUUGACGGUAAUAACCAGCUCGUGAUCAAAGGACGAUUUCAACAGAAACAGAUAGAAAAUGUCUUGAGAAGAUACAUCAAGGAGUAUGUGACGUGCCACACCUGCCGCUCCCCUGAGACCAUCCUGCAGAAGGACACUCGCCUCUAUUUCCUGCAGUGCGAGACGUGCCACUCGCGCUGCUCCGUCGCUAGCAUCAAGACCGGCUUCCAGGCGGUGACGGGCAAAAGGGCGCAGCUCCGUGCCAAAGCCAACUGAAGGGCCACCGCAUGUUGGUUGGCCUCCUCCUCCGUUCUCCUGGCUUCCCCUCUCUCCUCAGAAGGGUCCAAGCUGUGGCAGGCAGGAAGCUUCCUCUGUUUUUAAAAAAGGACUUAAUGCAUUGAAGUGCAAGUGGAUUGGGUUUGAUAAUGGUGUGCUGCCCCGAGCGGGCAGGAGGCCAGAUGUCUGCCGUCUACGUCGUCGGAUGCAUUUGGAUUAUUUUGACCCUCUGCAUUUUUUGCUGUAAUUGUUGAUUCCUGCAAUAAAAUCUGAUUUAUCAAAA
This is a messenger RNA of Phycodurus eques (leafy seadragon), 1376 nucleotides long. RefSeq names its product eukaryotic translation initiation factor 2, subunit 2 beta (gene eif2s2). Gene Ontology annotation, molecular function: translation initiation factor activity; mRNA binding; translation initiation factor binding. Gene Ontology annotation, cellular component: eukaryotic translation initiation factor 2 complex. The record is from RefSeq and is a predicted model, not a curated record. Lineage: Eukaryota; Metazoa; Chordata; Actinopteri; Syngnathiformes; Syngnathidae. Gene Ontology annotation, biological process: translational initiation; formation of translation preinitiation complex; formation of cytoplasmic translation initiation complex. The transcript is spliced from 9 exons. Bases 95 to 1093 code for a protein of 332 amino acids.